Molecule: messenger RNA, 1930 nt
Organism: Mirounga angustirostris (Northern elephant seal)
Lineage: Eukaryota; Metazoa; Chordata; Mammalia; Carnivora; Phocidae
Gene: SGO1
Product: shugoshin 1
Exons: 8
Coding region: 320-1897 (525 amino acids)
Biological process (GO): meiotic chromosome segregation
Cellular component (GO): chromosome, centromeric region; nucleus
Source: RefSeq, a predicted model, not a curated record
CCCCGCCCUCCCGGGACCGGGGAGCAGUAGACGCCCGGAUGUGAACGCUCGGAGUGAGUCACGUGAGGUACCCGGUGGGGCGGGACUCUGAUGCGCCCUUCGCAGCGCCGUCGCCUCACGUGACCACCUGUCAGCCAGCCAAUGGGUGAGCGCGGCGGAGAAUUUCGAAUGUGGCCGUGUUAGCCGGCGGGCGACAGUAGACAGAACCUAGCCCCGGAGGGUCCGAAGCGCGGGAUACACCGGUCGGACCGCCUCGCGGAACCUUGGAAUGUAAGGAGAAGGGCGACAGCUGCGGCAGAAGUGGUGGCCAAGGCAGAAGAUGGCCAAGGAAAGGUGCCUUAAAAAGUCCUUUCAAGACAGUCUUGAAGACAUAAAGAAACGGAUGAAAGAGAAAAGGAAUAAAAAUUUGGCAGAGAUUGGCAAACGAAAGUCUUUUAUAACUGCACCAUGCCAGAUAAUCUCCAACACUUCUACACUGCUAAAGAACUACCAAGACAACAACAGAAUGUUAGUUUUAGCUUUGCAAAAUGAAAAAUCCAAAGUGAGAGAAGCCCAAGAUAUCAUCCUCCAACUGAGAAAAGAAUGUUACUACCUCACAUGUCAGCUAUAUGCAUUGAAAGAAAAACUAACUGCACAACAAACAGAAGAAACUGCUCAGAACCAGGAAAUAUGUCCCUCUGGAAUGGACUCCAAUAGUGACAACAACUCUGGGGAUUUAUUUGUGAAACAAGUUCCUCUUCAGGAAGCUCACCUUCCAGGACAAGGAGAAUCAUUCCAAAUAGAAGAGCAAAUACCUAUUUCUCAAGAUAGACUGGGAUUUGAUUUGGAUUCAGAUGAAGAUAAAUCUGCUGAUAAUGUCUUACCUAGAACUGUAUCUGUCCGUCGGAGUUUAAAGAAACAUCUCAACAAUCUAUGUCAGUUCAAUACCUUGGAUGAUUUUGAAAUCAGUCAUUUCUCAGUGCAGCCCUUUGAAUCUGAAAGAUGUGUAGACCCACUAGUAAACAUGCACCUAACAGAAAACGUAGAACAAAAUGUUUGUCAAUGGAAUAAGGAUCAAAUUAACUUAUCACCAAAGCUGAUUGACCCAGGAAGACCUGCUAAAACAAAAGAAAACAUUUUAGAAUAUAAAUUUGAACAAACUGAAAAUAAGCACAGAGGUGCACAAGGAAGAAGAGGAGAAGAGAAAAGAAAAACUAACAGAAGGAGAAAAUCAAAAUCUGUAUCAAAGUAUAAAGGGAGCAAAAGUGAAAACAAAAAAACUGUUUCCAAAAAAAAGUUGGAUGAAUGUGUCAUUUCCAGUGAUGCUUACAAUUUUAACUUGGAAGAGGGUAUUCAUCUCACUCCUUUCCGACAAAAAAUGAGCAAUGAUUCUAACAGAGAAGAAAACAACAAUGAAUUUGAAGUGAGCGUCUAUGAAUCAAGUGGUUCAGGAGAUGAUUCUGAUGACCUCUAUUUGCCCACUUGCAAGUACAGUCAAGAUCUCUCCAGUGAAUCAGAUAGGAGCCCAGUCGCCAGGUCUCGACCUAAGAGAGCACUAAAAUACAGGGAUGAAAAAGAGAUGGAGGAUUCUAAGCUUACAAAAACUCCUAUAAGUGCACUACCUAAAACUCACCGCUCACCUCAUUGUAGCCUGAAGGAUAUCACCAAUGUCCCCUUGUAUCCUGAGGUGAAAAUCAGAAAACUUUCUCUUUCUCCAAAAAAGAAAGAAAGCCCAGCAGUGUUGCUGCCUAAGCGCAGGUGCGCAGUCAGUAUGAACUAUAAGGAACCCACACUCGCUUCGAAACUGAGAAGAGGAGACCCUUUUACAGAUUUGUGUUUCUUGAAUUCUCCGAUUUUCAAACAGAAAAAGGAUUCCAGACGCAGUUCUAAAAAAAAAAGUAUGAAGCAAAUACAGUGAAGUGUUUGUUGGAUGCUGUUUAAAUUCAUCCUA